This is a messenger RNA of Penicillium subrubescens, 219 nucleotides long. RefSeq lists its product as uncharacterized. Bases 1 to 219 code for a protein of 72 amino acids. NCBI's taxonomy places the organism in Eukaryota, Fungi, Ascomycota, Eurotiomycetes, Eurotiales, Aspergillaceae. The transcript has a single exon. The record is from RefSeq and is a predicted model, not a curated record.
AUGAACCAGGGAGCGGGAAAGCAGCAUCAUGGUCUUGACCACAUAAUCACGCCGUGCCGGACGGAACAUGGAGCUCGUGAAGAAUCGAAGGAAGAAGAAAAGGCUGAACGAGGAAAGGAGAAAGGAAACAGUCUCAAACAAAAGAAGAGAGAAGAAGAAGAAGAAAAUCUCAACCACAUCGAUGUGGUUGUAUCGCUCGCGGUCUUAUCAUCGCCAUAA